Molecule: messenger RNA, 5104 nt
Organism: Columba livia (rock pigeon)
Lineage: Eukaryota; Metazoa; Chordata; Aves; Columbiformes; Columbidae
Gene: SMOC1
Product: SPARC related modular calcium binding 1
Exons: 14
Coding region: 383-1696 (437 amino acids)
Biological process (GO): extracellular matrix organization
Cellular component (GO): basement membrane
Molecular function (GO): heparin binding; extracellular matrix binding; protein binding
Source: RefSeq, a predicted model, not a curated record
UAUAACGGGCAUCCCCAUGGCCGAGACGGGUAACCUGCUGUGGCGGGAGGGGGGAGAGCCGGCCCGGGGCACUGUGCGCGCCGCCCGCUGACGGACACGCCGCUGCCGGGCUGAGCGGCGGCCGCCCGGGAGAGCCGUCUCCGGUGGCCGCAGAGUCCCGCCGUCCCACCGCUGCCCCGCCGCUGCUCCCCCGAGGGACCAUGGUGCCGCGGGCCUGGCGCAGCGCAGGGGCUCGCCCGUUCCUGCUGGCGCUGCUGCUCGUGCAUCUGCCUCAGGGUCGCGGCCAUCGAGCCACGGGGCCCCGGUAGUUCUCUCAUGGAGGAAAGGGGAGGAGAGAAAAGGAUUGAUAACCCAGUCCCGUUUCUUUUGGAUGCUGAAGUAAAUGGGAACACAGUUUUUAAUAAGCGACCGUGACAGAGACCCUCAGUGUAACCUGCAUUGCUCCAGGUCCCAGUCCAAACCCCUCUGUGCUUCUGAUGGCAGAACAUACGAGUCAAUGUGCGACUACCAGAGAGCCAAAUGCCGGGAUUCAAGUCUGAGCGUGACACACCGUGGCCGGUGCAAAGAUGCCGGCCAAAGCAAGUGUCGAUUAGAGAGAGCUCAAGCUCUGGAACAGGCAAAGAAGCCCCAGGAAGCAGUCUUCAUCCCAGAAUGCAAUGAGGAUGGAUCUUUCACGCAGGUGCAGUGCCAUACCUACACUGGAUACUGCUGGUGUGUGACACCUGAUGGCAAACCUAUUAGCGGCUCUUCUGUACAGAACAAAACUCCUGUAUGUUCAGGUUCUGUAACUGAUAAACCAUCAAGCCAGGGUAAUUCAGGAAGGAAAGUUUCUUUUCGUUUCUUUUUAACCCUCAAUUCAGAUGACGGUUCGAAGCCGACGCCUACCAUGGAAACACAGCCUAUUUUCGAUGGAGAAGAAAUCACAGCACCCACCCUUUGGAUUAAGCACUUGGUCAUCAAGGAUUCCAAACUGAACAGCUCCAGUAUAAGGAAUUCAGAGAAAGUUCACUCCUGUGACCAAGAAAGGCAGAGCGCCCUGGAGGAGGCCAGGCAGAACCCCCGCGAGGGCAUCGUCAUCCCCGAGUGUGCUCCUGGAGGGCUCUACAAACCAGUGCAAUGCCACCAGUCAACUGGGUACUGCUGGUGUGUCCUGGUAGACACAGGACGCCCUCUGCCUGGUACUUCCACUCGCUAUGAGACCCCAGUGUGUGAAAGUGAUGCCAGAUCGAAGAGCACAGAGAUUGAUGAUCCAUUCAAGGACAGAGAACUUCCAGGCUGCCCAGAAGGGAAGAAAGUUGAAUUUAUUACCAGCUUACUUGACGCUCUGACUACGGACAUGGUACAGGCUAUUAACUCAGCAGCACCUACUGGGGGUGGGAGGUUCUCUGAGCCAGACCCCAGCCACACGCUGGAGGAGCGAGUGGUACACUGGUACUUCAGCCAGCUGGACAACAACAGCAGCAAUGACAUCAACAAGCGGGAGCUUAAGCCUUUCAAGCGUUACGUAAAGAAGAAAGCCAAGCCCAAGAAAUGUGCCCGACGUUUUACUGACUACUGUGACCUCAACAAGGACAAGUCAAUCUCGCUUCAGGAGCUGAAAGGGUGCUUGGGAGUCGGCAAGGAAGGAGGUAGCCUGAGCAGUUUCCCCAGUGGAAAAAGACAAGGCCUUAACCCUUUCAUAGGUCGCCUGGUGUAGCAGCAGAAGACAGGAAGGGAAGGCGGGAGCCAACCCAAAGGAAAGGAAGAUCCAGCGACAGACGGAUGCUUGUGAGCAAGCAUGCAGCAUCAGCAACAUCCAGUGUAGCAGAAGUGGCACCCAGAACGUUUGCACUUUUUAAUGAUUGAUUUGGGUUUGGUUUUAAUCGCUUUUCAAUGCCAUUAUCUAAUACUUUGGAGAGUGGGGGGGGAAGCAGGAUCAUGAGUUUUUGAAAUUGAAACAGCUACUGAUGACAUACAAUUGAGUUCACUGGGACUCAAAGAAAGAGAAUUUUAUAUACUGUAUAUAAAUAUAUAUGUAAAUUGUACAGUUGUCUUGUACAGGGCUUGGAGUCACUAUUCUGUUCCUCCCUUUGCUUUUGAAAGCUCUUAGUAUUAGAGGCACACUUUGCAUGUAAUGGGUUACAGUAAUGUUUUCAUUUCUGCCACCAAACCAUUAUUCAAUUGCAAACCUUAACAUCCCCUUGCACAAAGGAGCAAGUAUAUCAGCAUGACUUGUGCUUGCAGAUAUGCACACAGUGCCAAAUGCUUCUUGUGAGCAGCUGAACUCCUUAUUUUCUUACCAUAAAGCCCUGUGCAACCCACAGGCAAUCAGGCUUAGGGAGAGCACAGAUUUCACCUAAGUAUUGGUGCACUGCAGAACUGCUUAAAGUAUGCAUAGAAAAGGGUUGGAUUAAGGACAUAGAAAAGUAGUUUCUGCACCUGUUGCAAGUUGUGCAGAAAUGAACUACAAAUGCAUUACUAUCCAGGCUCAGAAGACAUGCUUAGCAAAGAUGUGCCAGGCCUUGGGAAUAUAACACUGUAGGGAGGACAUGGGAGCCAUAGGCCUAGUAGAAUCAGUGGACUGAAGUCUUGCAUCUUCCUCUCUGAUGAAGUGUUCAUCCAUGUGUUGUUCAAUAAAAAUAUUGAGAAGCCUGCUAAAAGCAGCAUCAGCCUGCCUGUUUCUUUGCUGAACUGCAAAGGACUUUUUGUUAGUGCAGAAAGACACAAUCAUGCUGCUGGUCACCAAGAGUCUGGUUUUACUUAUGUUUCAACACUACAGCUUGGGCCAUGCUGACAGGUCAAGGACUGUCUGCAAUGACUGUCCUUGUCUUUGGUGGUUGUGCACCGCAGGCUCCUCUCCUACACAGUGGUGUGCAUGCCUAGCUUAGGGUGUCCACCCGAUUCACUCUUACCGGUACCUCCUGUGUUAUCAUGCUUCAGUGUCACAUUACUGUAACAGUGAAGGCUUGCGUUGUGGAGACUGGUCUCUUGGAGGCCACAGGGCUUGUUUCAACUACCAGCAGGUUUUCCAGAGUUGUUCCUUAUUUAUCUCAGAUACAAUUGUAAAGUCAACAGCAGGGACACCCAUAUCUGCAAUCUCAGGUUUGGGCAGUGUGUGAUGUGACACACAGUAUUUUUGCUUCGUGCAUUUCCAACUGUUGGCAGCACUUACCCCUUUGUAGGAAACAUUCUAAGCAGCCUCCUACUUCAGAGCUGGCAAUCCUUGUGCCACUCGUCUCUGGACUAAGAACCUGUAGUUGGAAGUGAUGACAUGCCAUGCUAAUAUGCGAUCACACCAACUAUUGCUUAUAACAGCAUUGUCUUACUGUAGAGACCGGCCUAGUCCCUUGAAGCUUUGUUGCUUUGGUAAAAGCUGUUGCAACACAGCAUCUUCACUCUGUGACAUGUCAUCGUGGUGAUCGCUUGAGAUAAACACAUCACAGCAGGAGUGUCCUGAUGCAGUAAGUUAGUGCCUUGUUGACAAAAUUGGAAGUUUAAAAAAACCCAUUUAUAUAAAUAACUGUUUAAGAGUAGUAAUAAUUCUUCCUCUGGGAAGCAGAUUGGAGUUAAAGCAUUUGGCAUGGUUGAAGACACCUCUGGUAAUCUCUAAAGUAUAUAUCAUACCACCAUAAUAUGAAGAAGCACUGUUUUUAGCAUGAGGGGAUCCUGUUGCUAGAAUGUCAUGGUUUCUCACAUACGAUGUAUGUGGAGUUUUUGGCCUGCAAGCUCCCAUCUUCUUGAUUGCAUCUUCUCUUUUUUAAAUGCUUGGGGAACGUCAUUUGUGCAUUGAAAUGAUUUGGUUUAGUGUAUAGUUAGAAAUGUCCCUUUCACUCAUUAAUCCUAUUGUAGAAGCAAAGAAAGAAAUCCAAUUGUAUAAAAAAAAACCCAUUUUUAAUAUGGUAGUUUUAGGAAUUAAAAGCUCUGGCUGCUGGUGGUGUUUUGUUUUGUCUUAAUGUAUAGUUGCAUCCAGCAAAAGCAGCCACGUGGAUGCCCACAGGAGUUCUGUCAGCUAGCCGCUGGGGCCGGGUGAUGCCCCACAAGAUUGCUGGGGGAGUGCAGAGCUGCUAAAAGUCAUUGCAUCUUUUCUUCUGGCAAACCAGCCAGCCAUGGCUCCUGCCUGUCACAUCAAUCUUCCUGCAGCCCUCCUAUUUCUCGUCCUUGUGUCUUUCUCCUCCAAAAGGCCUGUGUUCACAUGUACUUAGCAAUUAAAAUUGGGUCAGUUCUUCAAGGAAGCCAAACUAGGGGUGGCUGUUGAUGUCAGCUUUGGUAUUGGUGGGUAUUCAUAUUGCUAUGCUAGAGCUGACUCUAUGGAUGGAUUGGGGUCCAAGCAUUAUAUUGCUUUCCUCUUUACAUUCAUGAGAUAAGUCCAAGUCACCACAUUCUGACUUGUUGGGUUUGCAUGCACCUCUGAGCAGGUUCUGGAAACACUUGUACAUUGACAUGCAAGACCCACCAAGCAUAAUUGUGUAAUGUCCAGAUAGAGGCUGGGUUACUUGUUCCGGGUUUGUGUGUUGGAAGAUUGUGCAGACAGUACUGGUCCCAAUUCAUAUAACACAUCCUGUAAGCUGUGCAAACUGUCUGCACAUGUCAGAAGAGAGCAGGGCCUCUUCUCUCAUUGCUUUUAUUGCCAAAUAACUGGCCAGUCCACCUGGCUGUUAGGCCAAACAUGUCCUUAUCUUGCAGCAGUAAGGAUGUUCUGCUCUGCCUUGCAUCGGUAGCAUUCUGAUGAAGCUGGGGAUUGGGGAGUGUCAGUGUUGUGCCUGGAAGCAGACCUGGGCAAGUCUCUCCUCAUCCUUCAAGUUCUCCUGGGCCUCUCCAGCUCUACUUUGAAUGACAGCUGAAAACAGCUGGGACAGAGAAGAGAACCAAGGGCUCCAUAGUGCAAGUCAUCUGCUCUUCCUGCCAGAAGUAAAAAUCUUUCAUUUUUAUGCUGAUCCUCCAAGGGCAUAAUGUGUUGGAGGGAACUGCAUUACAGUGGGAUUCAUCUGUGUGAAGGUACCACUUUCCAUGGCCUGAGUUUAUAUUGAACUUACGCUGCCCCAGCACAUUUCUGCCUAUGGCAUUGUUUGUUAGACUGAAAGGCAUCUGUUUGGUUUUGGUUUUGUAAUAAAAUAGAUAACUUUUG